CCGCAACGAUGUUGGGCUAUCUCGCUUCAUCAUUGUUAGUUAUAAGCACCAUCUACUGGAUCGAUCCCAGUAGCGCCGGGCCGCUCGACGCCCUGAGCUGGGCCCGUAUGGAUAACAUCAAUCUACCUUGGUUGCCAUCAACUAUCCAAGACGAUUUUCUCGUACUUUCCAAAUGGGUGACAGUAGCAAUCGAUACCAUACCAGAAAUAAUGCCACGCAAUUCCCCCUUUUCCCAUUCAGAUGAAAACAUGACCCGUUGCUACGGGGAGCUGGGCUGUCUGAACAUCACCAAAGAAUGGUACCACCUGAUCUUCCGACCGUUCAACGUGUUCCCACUGCCACGGAGUGUGAUCAACACCCGGUUUAUUCUGUACACGGAGAAGAACCCAACGGAUGGCCAGCUGCUCCAGGCCGAAACGAAGGAGACCAUCAUGAAGAGCCAGUUCCGCUCCGAAUGGGACACCAAGUUCAUCAUCCACGGGUUUAUUGAUACCCCGCUGUCCAACUGGGUGUCGGAAAUGCGCGACGAACUGAUCACGCGCGGUGGUCUCAACGUGAUAGUUGUGGACUGGGCCGGUGGAUCACUGCCUCUCUACACGCAAGCCACGGCAAACACUAGACUGGUAGGAUUAGAGAUAGCGUAUCUGAUCAAGAAAUUGGCGGAAUACAAAGGACUCAGACCGGAAGACGUUCAUCUCAUUGGGCACUCAUUGGGUGCACAUACUGCAGGGUACGCUGCCGAAAGAAUUCCAGGCUUGGGAAGAAUUACAGGGCUAGAUCCAGCUGAACCAUAUUUCCAGGGGAUGGACCCAAUUGUAAGGCUUGACCCUUCGGACGCCGCUCUGGUGGAUGUGAUCCAUACGGAUGGUCGUAGUGUGUUCCGGCUGGAGAUACCGGGGUACGGAAUGUCCCACACAUGCGGACAUUUGGACUUCUAUCCGAAUAACGGUAAAGAACAACCGGGCUGUGCCCUCUCGCAAGAAGGAGCUGCCACCAUUCCGCUAACGCUGAUCAAAGACGGUAUAGAGGAGGCGUCCCGUGUUCUCCUAGCUUGUAAUCACAUUAGAGCCAUUAAAUUAUUUAUCGAUAGUAUUAACGGAAAAUGUCCGUAUGUAGCCCAUCGCUGCCCUUCCUAUCAGCACUUCCUGAGUGGGAACUGCUUCAAAUGCACUUCCGGAAACUGCGCCCUGAUGGGCUACCAUGCGUCGCUUCCAAUCACAACCACCAAACAGAACAUUUCAGAGAACGAUAUUGCCGUCGGCUCAUCGAUCCCGGUGGCACCCCAACCGGGCAAGUACUUCCUAGCUACAGGACGCGAUUUCCCCUUUUGUCAGCGUCACUACCGGUUCACGAUCGAGCUUGCCAAGCCAAAAUCGGCCGAACAGUGGGUCCAGGGUCACCUAACGGCGGGAAUUUUCUCCGAGCGAGGAGCGAUCCGAAGUAUGGAUCUCACGCCGAAGGGUACGGCGCGGUUCGAACACGGAACCGUCUACCAGGUAGUGGUGACCAAUCCACACGAUCUGGGCGAUCGCAUUCGAAAGGUGGAAUUGUCCUGGGCGCACGACAUGAACGUGUUAGAGCCGACCACGCUGUGCCUAUUUUGGUGCAACAAUCACCUCUACGUCAAAUCGAUUCAGGUCGAAACUAUGCAGAUGCCAUCUCGAGAGAAGCGCAACACCGAAUAUUCAAACAAGCUGUGCGCUCCGAAGCGCGAGUUUGCCGACAUUGCCAGCCGUGGUUCGUACUCUUUCUACGACAACUGUAAACGAUGAAACGGAAGUUUUACUGGUUUUGCUGAUACCGUUGAAAUACUCUCGUGAAGUUUGAGCGUUAUACAUAGCUAGAGAAACCUAUCGACGCUUUCCCCGAUUAGAACCCGUUGCAGCAGAGAUACAUAUAUGGAAGAAUUCAAUGUUGCUGUUGUACGGAUCGGUUAUCCAUAAUAAUUAAUUUUUUUGGUACAUUCAAAGUUAAUUGCCUAUAUGCCGGGUAUUAAGCCACCCGGAGUGGAAAUUAAUUACUAUGUCUGAAACUUGAUUAUGCAUAUGUACAACAUGUGAUAGAUUUAGUUCGGAAAAGGUAUUGGAGGGUAACCG
Messenger RNA from Armigeres subalbatus, 2096 nucleotides. Its product is annotated as pancreatic triacylglycerol lipase-like. The record is from RefSeq and is a predicted model, not a curated record. Bases 9 to 1772 code for a protein of 587 amino acids. Gene Ontology annotation, molecular function: triacylglycerol lipase activity. Lineage: Eukaryota; Metazoa; Arthropoda; Insecta; Diptera; Culicidae. The transcript is spliced from 5 exons. Gene Ontology annotation, biological process: lipid catabolic process.